ACGACAAUGGAACACGCAGUAUUUAAAUUCGUCGAUCUGCCACUAUUACCACUAUAUCCUGUCUUGGGAGCGGUUCUCUCGCCAUACGGGCUCCACAUCCGCUAUCGGGACAUCACUUCAGUACGGUUCGAUAAUUACAACAUAUAUUCUCGGACACACGGUGCAGGCCCAAAAGCCUUGAAGGAUGGAUAAAGCACUUCGAUUCACCGAAGGUCACCCGAUGUUCUGGACGUCUAACGCCUUCGCCACCGUCGAGGGGUCUAGUGACGCACCAGGGCACGUCUAUCAAGUCGGAAAGCAAGGCGCGGAUGAGGUCGACGCGGCCUUGGGACCAUUCAGGAAGUGUACAUUCGACGCCGAACGCGUGACACGCGAGACCUUCGUUCUCCCGACGAUUCAAGCCCAACUUGCUCGUGCUUCGCUCGACGUCCACGAAGGCCGGGGCUUUGUCAUCGUUAGGGGUCUCGACCCGCAACGGUACACAGCCGAAGAGAACUUGACAAUAUUUCUGGGCAUAUCCAACUACAUUGGAGAACAGAGGGGCGUGCAGGACAAGAUGGGUUCCAUGCUGACCCAUGUCACGGAUUCCAAGGUCUGGACCACGCCACCGGAAAUGCGUCAUGGUAUACACACGACCACCGGUUUGGCUUGGCACUGUGACAUGGGAGCCGAUGUUCUCGCAUUGCAUGUGCGAUCUCUUCCCAAAUCCGGCGGCAGCACCUUUGUGGCAUCGUCGUGGACCAUCUACAGGGAGCUGGCAGAGUCGUAUCCAACAGUUCUUGAGGCACUGUGCGACGCGAACUGGCCGAUCCAGGUGUCGGGGAACCCGCCGCGAUACAUUGUCGCGCCGCUCCUGCAUGUUUCCGAUGAUAAGAUUCUGAUCAGUGUCGACCCAGGACGACUGGGCCUUCAUCCUGCAACAGCCAAGAUCGGAACCGAGCCCCCUGUCCCUGCCUUGAGCCAGCAGCAACUCGAGGCUCUCGGAGUUCUUUCCGCCCUGGCAACCAAGCACCGAUUUUGCCUGGACCUGAAGUUGGGCGACAUUGUCUUCAUUAACAACCUCGGUCUCCUGCAUGCUCGUGACCCCUACGUCGACCCCGCGAACGGCCCCGGCCGUCAUCUCGUCCGCCUGUGGCUGCGGAACCCAAAGCUGGCUUGGACCAUACCACAGGCGAUGCGUCCUCCCUGGGAAGCUGCAUUCGGCCCUAACGGUAAAGGCUUCCCGGGGCUCGAGAAGCGGUAUCCUGUUGAACCGAGCCUGGUGUACAAGCCACCAAAGUACACGGCGGGUUCGGCCGCUUUCGUCCUUGAGGACGGCGAAGACGUCAACGCCGAAGGAUAUAUUUGAUUUCCCGCCACCUUCACCGAUGGACACGAGCUUCAAGAAAGCGAAAGCCCUUACGGACAUGUUGAUUUAUGCUCAUCUGUUUGUUCGCCAGUGUUUUCUCUCUUCCGUUUCCUCUCCUUUUUUUUCUUUUUUUUUCUUUUUUAACUUUUUUUCU
Messenger RNA from Thermothelomyces thermophilus ATCC 42464, 1502 nucleotides. RefSeq lists its product as uncharacterized. Gene Ontology annotation, molecular function: oxidoreductase activity. Lineage: Eukaryota; Fungi; Ascomycota; Sordariomycetes; Sordariales; Chaetomiaceae. The record is from RefSeq and is a predicted model, not a curated record. The coding region runs from base 185 to 1348 and encodes 387 amino acids. The transcript has 5 exons.